Messenger RNA from Effrenium voratum, 357 nucleotides. Lineage: Eukaryota; Dinophyceae; Suessiales; Symbiodiniaceae. The record is from the annotation of a GenBank genome assembly.
AUGGCUGGGCAUCUUCUUGCUCUGAGAGAGAAGGACCUGACUCAGGACACGAAGAUCUGUACCAACUGCGCCUAUGGCAAUGGCACAGCUCCCACCACCUGUGUGUGCGAGAAUCCGCCCUUCUCGGUGCCAGCCAAGUACAAUGAAGAGUGCGGCAUGGGCAAGGAGUGUGCUGAGGGCGAAGGCAUUUGCUACCGGCCGUGUAUGACUUUCUUGCACGUGACCUCCUGCCCAGUCGACUACUGUCAGUGGAACAGACUGACCCUGAUAUGCGAAGAUAGGUCAAUGGACAUGCCCACGGUCUAUUGGCGUGACACCAGCGUAGGCUCGGACGGGAGGAAAGCAUGCCGCAAAUAG